AUGUUGUCCCGCGUCCAGAUCCGAGCUUCAUCGCGGAUGUCGCAGUUAUCUCGCCAGCUCUCAGGACAGACGAGAACAAUGGCCGGGUACAACAAGACCAAAUUCCAGCUCAACACGGGCGAUGAGAUUCCAGCAAUCGGGUUUGGCACAUGGCAGGACAAAGAGGCCCAAGAGGACGCGGUAUAUGAAGCUCUGAAAGCGGGCUACAGACACAUUGACACAGCAAGAAUAUACGGCACCGAACCUGGCGUGGCCAGAGGGAUUUUGAAAAGUGGAGUUCCCAGAAGCGACAUCUUCAUCACCACAAAGCUCUGGAACAAUUCCCAUCACCCGGACGACGUGGAGGUCGCAUGCAACGCAUCCCUCAAAGACCUCCAGACCGACUACCUCGACCUGUACCUCAUGCACUGGCCGAGCCCGUUCGCCCGGGGGGACAAGCUCAUGCCCCAACAGGACGGGCAGAUCGUGACCGGCGACACCGACUACGUGGACACGUACAAAGCGAUGGAGAAGCUCGUCAAGAGCGGCAAGUGCAAGGCGAUAGGCAUCAGCAACUUUUCACAGGCCGAGCUGGAACGACUGCUCGGCGAGACGUCCAUCGUGCCCGCAGCUCACCAGGUGGAGCUGCACCCGUACCUACAGCAGCCCGACUUUGUGGCCUUCCACAAGGCCAAGGGCAUCCACAUCACGCAGUACUCGCCUUUCGGCAACGCCAACCCCAUCUACGACAAGGGCCGGAACAUCGGGAAACUGAUCGACGACCACGUCCUGUCGGAUAUCGGAAGGAAGUACGGCAAGAAUGGCGCGCAGGUGGCGCUGGCAUGGGGCAUCGCAAAGGGCCACAGUGUGAUUCCCAAGUCCAAGACUCCUGCACGCAUCCAGGCCAACUUUGAGGCUGACUUCAAGCUGGAUGCCGAAGACGUCAAGAAGAUCGAUGCGCUGGACAAGAAGCUGCGCUUUAACGAUCCCUCGCAGCGGUUUGGGUGGGAUUUUUACGCCGAUCUAGACGGCAAGUAG
Molecule: messenger RNA, 1017 nt
Organism: Exophiala spinifera
Lineage: Eukaryota; Fungi; Ascomycota; Eurotiomycetes; Chaetothyriales; Herpotrichiellaceae
Exons: 3
Coding region: 1-1017 (338 amino acids)
Cellular component (GO): cytosol
Molecular function (GO): aldose reductase (NADPH) activity
Source: RefSeq, a predicted model, not a curated record